Messenger RNA from Phaeodactylum tricornutum CCAP 1055/1, 1333 nucleotides. RefSeq lists its product with no specific name. The transcript is spliced from 3 exons. The record is from RefSeq and is a predicted model, not a curated record. Gene Ontology annotation, cellular component: SCF ubiquitin ligase complex. Gene Ontology annotation, biological process: SCF-dependent proteasomal ubiquitin-dependent protein catabolic process. Lineage: Eukaryota; Bacillariophyta; Bacillariophyceae; Surirellales; Neidiaceae. Bases 188 to 1333 code for a protein of 381 amino acids. Gene Ontology annotation, molecular function: protein binding.
CGACAGAGAAAAUUCAACUGUACUUCGCGAAAGCAUUAUCAGUUGCUAUUUUUCUGCUAUUCUUUAGACGCAUACAGCUAAGAGCCAAGAAUCGCUUGUGCGCUUGUGUGCGUGGUUGGAAAGAGUCGAUAAACUGAAGUGAAAUUGUGUGGAAAGUUAAUUCGGUUCACUUCGGCAGGAAUUUAGGAUGAGUGCGACAGAAGCGUUAGUUCCUGCAGUAAUCACUGCGCACACCGAUGGGAGUGCUGAAGAAUCAAAUGAGCUAUGGUUUCGUGAAGAAGAAAGGUGGGAGCUCACUUGGCCAAUUUGGCAUAUGCUUCCAAGGCAUGAACGGAAGGCGCUUGCUCAGCAACAUGGUUACAGUACGAUCGGUGAAUUCGAAGAAUUCAUGACGCUUCAGCGAGCCGUCGGAGACUCGAAUGAUACUCCAAGGUCGCGACCUGAUGAGAACAAUUUGAUACCUUCGUCGGAAAGGUCUAGCCAAGGCAAGAAAAAAAUCAGGGGUCGGACUGAAGACAAGGACGCCGAUGGCAACUCAUCAAGCGACGAAAAGCUUGAAAAGAAGAUUGAAUGUGAGCUAGCGUCGGCUGCUGGACAUCUUUCAAUUGAGGAGCUGUUGGACGUCGGCGGUCAGAUUUUGAUGAUUCCAGAUGACAUACUGCACAAAGUCUUCGAGUGGUUGCCCGUUGACGCUUAUGGGACACUGUCAUUAGUUAGCCCCCACUGGAAAGCGUUUACAAGAACGGAGGCAGUGUACAAACGUCUAUGUGAGCGUCUUUAUUUGAAUCAAAGCAAAAGAAGAGCUUUACAUGUCAGCCGGUUUGGUAAUUCAUACCGAGCAAUGUUAGAAUUGAGACCCCGGGUGAGGGCUGGCGGGGGCAUCUACGUUUUGAAAUUUGCUCGUGUAAAAAAGAUUCAACGUGACAUGUGGACGGAGAUUCCUGUCGGAGCUGUUCUAGAAACUGUGUAUUACCGUUAUCUGUAUUUUCAGGAAGACGGACGGGUUCUAUAUGCGUUGACGGCGGCUUCGCCACACGAAAUGUUCCGAAGAUUCUUAAAAGUUUGUCUAACACGUCAACCAGAUAAAGCCGCUGUCUGGGGGACCUACGAAGUCUCCAAAUCAACGGUUACAAUCAAUGCUCGACAGGCGUGGCAAUACGUUAGACUGGAAGUUAGUAUCCAGCCCGAAAGCGUUCACGGCCGAAAUGGUCUCUUGCGAUUCGAUCGGCAUAUGGCGAGCUCGAUCGGCGAUUUCGACGACUGGUCUCGCGAUCGCACGGUCUUUGAAGUGCCUAGCGAACCCUUCCGUUUUGUAAAAGAUCGUCGUCUAUAG